AUGGAAGGGUCGUGGGUUGUAGAGCAUGAAGCGGCAGCUCAAGCUAUUUCCCUUGUCGGCACAUUCUUAUCUAUAUCAGAAAAAUCCUUCCGAGAUGUCUCCCAAUUCAUCGACUACGUUUCAAGUUUGAUCAGGAGCAAAGGGGCGGACGCAUCAAUAACAAGAAGUUUAGACGAACUAGAAGCAUCUGUCGAGCUUCUCAAAUACGCACUGAACGCUCUGCCUCAGACCUACCCGAACAAGGACAUGAUGCUAGAGUCCCUUGCUCAGUUUUACUUCAGAUUGUAUCGCAAGAAAGCAAUAAGGAACGAUCUUGAAGAGUGUGCGAUCUUUGCUAGGCGAGUUCUUGAUUCAACCUCUGGGGACAGCUUGGCCUGGGCGGACCGACUGUCAUUUCUGGGAACGGUUCUAUCUGAGGCCGCUAUACAAAAGUGGGAUGCUACUCUUGAGGGUGCAAUAAUAGCCAACCAGGAUUGGUUGGCAUUGCAAACAGAGAAAGAAUCAGACCGACACGCGACUGGAUUGGAUAUUGAAUAUCAUGAAUAUGAAACUAGUAAAUUUGAGCUAUCGCAGCUUGAAUUGAGUAUUCUGUCACAUCGCGGCGCAACAAUGUGUCGUUCUGUAAUCGACCAGGAGAGAGAAGGAAAGCUAAGCAAACAUUUACGCUGGUUGGAGCUUCUGUAUCGUGAAAGAUAUCAGCGAAAGCCCAUGGUGUCUUUUGGACUUGAGACCGCCAUCUGCACCAUGCGGAAAAGCUUAAGAUUAAAUUACGAGAGUGUGUACGAUUACGUUUACGGAUUGGAACUUCAAGCUGAGCUAUUGAUGAAUCAUUACCUUCAGACAAGGACAGCAUCUUUUCUCGAGGAAGCAAUCGAUACCUUGAAAAAAAUGUGUCGAAUUCCUCCACGAGAGUAUUAUAGCGACCCAGUUGGAAGAAAGAUCCUUGUGUCAUGCUUCUGUCUUCUUGCUCAACAGCAGUCGCCACAAGGUUGCGGUGCCAAUAUGGAAGAUUACUACGACGAAUCCAUAUCCAUAGCAAGGGACGCAUUCGAAUUCGAACCACUUCCACCAGCUUGGUGGGAACAGAGUGCUUUUUUGACGUAUCGAGCAAGUCUUUUUGAGGAGCGAUACUGGGCCUCUCAUGACUUGAGGGACCUUGAUAGAGCGAUAAAUCUGGGAAAAAAAGCAUUGGACCUCACCCCUAAAGCUCACUCUUCACGCUUAGUUCGCUUGGAGUGGCUCGAAGACUUCCUCGACCAGAAAGUUGCUAUGUCUGAAGCCAGUGACGAUUUGGAAAAUAUGAUCCAAGUUUCUCGAAUGGUUCUCGAUGAAGCACCACAAGAUGAUCAGGAAACAUUAUCCCUCCGAUAUCUCAGCCUUGGAGAAAAGCUGGAGCAGGAAUAUAAUAAAAAAGGAACGAUAAACAGCUUAAGAGAAGCUAUUCAGCUAUCCAUGAACGCUAUACGGCUCACAACAAGUAAUGGCACUAAAGCGCUCCACUUCCAAUCUCUUGGAACCUGGUACGCAAUAAUACAACAGAAGACUCAAGAUAAGGCAGACCUUAAAUCUUCUAUAUUCUUCUUUCAACGCAAUCUGGAAGCUUCAUCAUCGGAAAUAGACAGCAUUCCAUCAAUUUCGUCGUCCAAGCAUGACUGGACAUUGAAGAACGGCGUUCAAGUUGGUCACCUUAAACAGAUCAUGCCUCUGAUUGAGGGUUAUUGCAUUGGCCAUAUGUGGAGAGAUGCAUAUGCAACACUACAUGAUGGCAUUUCUGUCAUUUCUAAGAUGUCUUUGAGAUCAUUGUCGGUCUCUCACAGACGAUCAGCGAUAUCGGCUACCGCCGGUAUAGCUUCUUUUGCAGCUGGGUUAGCCUUUAUAGUAGGAAAGGGCCCCUUGGUUGCAUUAGCAUUAGUUGAGAAGAGCCGCAAUAUGUUUGCAAGUAGCCUUGAGGACCUAAGGGUGGAGGUCUCUGGGGAAUUGCAACAACUACAUCCCGGGCUCGCUGCAAAAUUCAUGAGUCUUAGGUAUCAGGUUAGCAGACCAGGCCUAACACUUCGGCAAUUCGAACCUAAUGGAGGAAGAGCCAUGGUAGCUUGGCAACUUGACCAGGUGAUUGAGGAAAUUUCAUGCAAGCCAGGAUUCGAGAAUUUUCUGAUGUCUCCCAACGAAGAGGAUACUCGAGAAGUUUCAAGUUCUGGGCCUGUUGUCGUCAUUACUACCUGCCCUAUGCGAUGCGAUGCAAUUAUCAUUCAGCCGCAUCAGGUGCGAGGCUUAACACUCUCACAUCUAAGCCACGAAGAUAUACUUGAUAAGGUAAAGAGCGGAAACAUCAAUAACUUGAAGGUGCUUGAAUGGCUCUGGGAUGUACUUACCAGUCCGAUUCUCGACGCCUUGGGAUUUACCCAGACACCUGGCAAUGGUGAAGCCUGGCCUCGUAUCUGGUGGAUUCCCAUCGGCCCGCUCUCAAAAUUCCCUAUUCACGCGGCUGGUUAUCAUAGGUAUCGAACAAAAAACACAGUGAUGGAUAGGGUGGCCUCCUCCUAUACUACGUCGAUAAAGUCUAUGAUUCAGACGCGUCGACGAGCUAUUCCGGCUCAAAGCAGGCCAGAACGAGCUGUCUUAGUAUCUGUUCCCCAAACUACAGGGCUCUCGACACUAAAAUUUGUCAAGGAAGAGGCGACCCGAGUCGGGAGCCUUUGUAGAAGCAUGGGCUUUGACGUAAUCGAACCCCAACCGAGGAUGGAGAGCGUGGCGUCACAUAUGGCUGGCUGCAGAAUUUUCCAUUUUGCUGGACACGGCAGCGUUAACUCGAGUGACCCGUCACUAAGCCAGCUACUUCUUGAAGACUGGAAGGCACAAGAAUUUACUGUAGCUAUGAUUCAAGAAAUGAACUUACGAUCUGGAUCGCCAUUCUUAGCUUACCUUUCAGCCUGUGGGACUGGCCGCAUUCGCCAGUCGAGCCAACUUGAUGAGAACACUCAUCUCAUUAGUGCCUUUCGGAUCGCUGGGUUCCGGCAUGUCAUCGGUACACUUUGGGAAGUUAACGAUGAAUGUUGUGUGAGAGUGGCAGAGAGAACAUACGAGGAAAUGCUUAAGGAAGGCAUUUCUGAUGAUGCAGUGUGUCUAGGCUUACAUAAAGCCACAAGAGAAGCUCGCGAUCAAUGGGAACAAAGAGCGGAAGCAAACCGCAAUAGAUUUAGAAAACAGGGGAGGACACAUUGUUGGAGUGUAGACAGGGAUCGGGAUAUAGAAGAGUGCGAUGUCAAUGAUGAUCUUCAGGUGCCUGAAUGGGUACCCUACGUUCACUUUGGUGUCUAG
Messenger RNA from Clonostachys rhizophaga, 3318 nucleotides. NCBI's taxonomy places the organism in Eukaryota, Fungi, Ascomycota, Sordariomycetes, Hypocreales, Bionectriaceae. The record is from the annotation of a GenBank genome assembly.